This is a messenger RNA of Auanema sp. JU1783, 285 nucleotides long. Lineage: Eukaryota; Metazoa; Nematoda; Chromadorea; Rhabditida; Rhabditidae. The record is from the annotation of a GenBank genome assembly.
AUGCUUCUGAAACGUUCAAAACCCAUCGCCACACUCAUCCAUAGAAAGAUGAACAUGGAUUUGUUGCGUUCACGUGUGAAUGAUUAUAUAAAAGAAGUGCAAGAAACGGCGGUUUUUAAGAGCCCAGCUAUCGUUUCGCCUGAGAAUGCCGGCAAGUUUAGAGCUUCUUCCAUUAUCGGGGUAUUCUUCUUUUCACUUUUUUCUGGUGCUUUGGUUGCAAAAUCGUGCGCAUGGUUUCUUGAUCAUCACUCUUUAUAUGUGUAUGUAGAAGAUGAUGACGACUGA